Messenger RNA from Ceratosolen solmsi marchali, 3682 nucleotides. RefSeq names its product anoctamin-4. Gene Ontology annotation, cellular component: plasma membrane. Gene Ontology annotation, biological process: chloride transmembrane transport. Gene Ontology annotation, molecular function: protein dimerization activity; chloride channel activity. Bases 1 to 3189 code for a protein of 1062 amino acids. The record is from RefSeq and is a predicted model, not a curated record. Lineage: Eukaryota; Metazoa; Arthropoda; Insecta; Hymenoptera; Agaonidae. The transcript has 13 exons.
AUGGAGGAGCCCAAGGGCGAUCAGAGGCCGCAUCAGCGCGUGGAGGAGUCUCCGCCAGGUGCCGGGGUCGUAACGGACUCGCGGACCGAGUCGCCGGCCCAAGAGGCAUCGCAGCGGCGUAGCUUCCAGCGGGACGAGAGACCGGCUGUCGGCGAGCCGAGCGACCGUCCGGCUACACCCUCGGCAUCGGCAUCAGCCACGGCCAACAGGCAGCAGCAGCAGCAGUCGCCGGGACUCGCCAAGAAGGCCUCCUCCAAGGCCAGUGUGUAUCCCUCGCGAUUGUCCAACGUUUCCAGGGAUGCUUUUGGUCCAAAGCUCGAGUCACAGGAGGGCUCGCUAUCGGCCUCCCACACUACCAUAUUCCCAGGCUCCGAAGAUGGAGAGUUUGACAAGAGUAUCGAUUAUCCAGGAGUGAGUCCGACUACGUCCACCAUCCUAGCGCCGAUCACCAAAAGCUGCGAUGACUUCCCGGUGGAUUACGAAUACGAUACCCUCUUCUUCCGGGACGGCCGCCGGAGGAUCGAUAUGAUUCUCGUGUACCGGGAGGAGAACGAGGGCGUGAUGACGGAGCUGGAGGCACGCCACCGGGAGCAGCGUCACGUGUUCGAGCAGAAUCUUCUGAAGGAGGGACUCCAGUUGGAGCUUGAAUCCAAGGAGAAUUCCUUCGACGGCAAGACCUACUUCCUCAAGCUACACAUACCGUGGAAGGUCAAGGUCCAGUAUGCGGAGCUCAUGAAUCUGAAACUGCCAACCAAGCGAUUCAUCACGAUAUCCGUGAAGGCGUGGGACGAGGAGAACGCCAAAAGCAAGGCCAAGUCCUGGAAGCGAUGGAUGCACUGGGUCGAAAGGAUACGCUGUAUACAUCUAUGGGACACGAGCAAAUAUCCCGAGGAGCCAAGUUUUUAUGCGAGUACUGAUUCUGGUGACAGAGAGGAGAGAUUUGUGGUGAAGGAUCGUGACACCGCUUACACACCGGCCCAGCGGUCCUUAAUAGUCAUGCAGAUCCUGUUGCGAGCUAAAUACGACGAGGUGCACGAGAAGGCCGGCAUAAGGAGGCUCCUCGCCGACGGUACCUACAUCGACUGCUUCUCGCUCCACGAGGGGGUGUACAAUAAGCCGGCGAGCAACGGGCAGAUCCUCGAUCGACACCUCCUCUACCUGAUAUGGGCCCGACCGGGACAAUGGUACAAGAAGCAGCCGCUCUGGCUGAUAAGACGCUACUUCGGCGAGAAGGUCGCACUGUACUUCGCCUGGUUGGGCUUUUAUACGCGAGCCCUUUAUCCACCGGCGAUAGUCGGAUUGCUGUGCUUCUUCUAUGGAUUGGGCAGCAUGGAGGGCGCGGAUAAUAUUCCUAGUAACGAAAUUUGUGACUUUAAGUUAUCGGGAAAUAUUACGCUUUGCCCCUUAUGCGACAAGGCGUGCCCUUACACAAGACUCGGAGACUCGUGUCUCUUCGCUAGACUGACCUACCUUUUUGAUAAUCCCUCUACGGUCUUCUUUGCCAUAUUCAUGUCCUUUUGGGCGACGACGUUCCUGGAGAUGUGGAAGCGAAAGCAGGCAGUGCUCGCCUGGGAGUGGGACCUGCAGAACGGCGAGGGCGACGAGGAGCCGAGGCCCGAGUUUGAGGCAAGUGUCAAAACCUUCCGGAUAAAUCCAGUGACCAGGGAGCGCGAGCCGUACCUGCCUGUGUGGUCCAGGACGAUGCGCUACGUCGCCACUGGCUCCAUCGUCUUCUUCAUGAUUUGCGUGGUCCUGGGAGCAGUACUUGGCACGAUAAUCUACAGGAUCUCCCUGGUCGCGGUAUUUCACGGGGGCGGCCACUUUCUUAAACGGCAUGCAAAGAUCUUCACUUCACUGACUGCGGCCUUCAUCAAUUUGAUCAUAAUCAUGAUUCUGACUCGGAUUUAUCAGAAACUCGCCCGGUGGAUGGUGAAUAUGGAAAAUCCACGGACGCAGACCGAAUACGAGGCUAGUUUUACCUUCAAAAUCUUCCUCUUCGAAUUUGUUAACUUUUAUUCGUCCCUCAUCUACAUCGCAUUUUUCAAGGGAAGAUUUUACGUGCAUCCGGGUGACGCAGAGUCGCGCUCCUCCGAAUUCUAUCGGAUAAAGACGGACGUAUGCGAUGCAUCCGGUUGCCUCUCCGAGGUCUGCAUCCAAUUGGCAAUCAUCAUGAUCGGAAAGCAAGUGUUUAACAACUUUGUGGAAAUAUUGUCGCCGAAGAUGUGGAAUUGGUGGCGCAAGCGGACUCACGUUGCCGCGACAAAGGACCAGUCGAGGCCCUACACCAGCUGGGAACAGGAUUACCAACUGCAGGAUCCCGGCAGGCUUGCGCUCUUCGACGAAUACCUAGAAAUGAUAAUUCAGUACGGCUUUGUGACCCUAUUCGUUGCCGCAUUUCCGCUCGCGCCCCUCUUCGCUCUUUUGAACAAUAUUGCUGAAAUACGACUGGACGCUUACAAAAUGGUUAAGGAAGCUCGGCGACCUCUGGCCGAGAGGGUCGAGGACAUCGGUGCCUGGUACGGAAUCCUCAAGGGUGUUACGUAUGCCGCUGUUGUAUCCAAUGCAUUUGUCAUCGCCUACACCUCGGACUUCAUACCUCGCAGUGUAUACGCAUUCGUAUAUUCGCCAACGGACGACCUGGUGGGCUACAUCGACAGUUCCCUCUCCGAGUUCAACACGUCACACUACACGGCGGAUAUGCGCAACGAGGAGGAGCAGUACAAGGCCCCGCCAACGUGUCAAUAUCGUGGCUAUAGGAACGGGCCCGAUCACAAGGACGACCCUUAUGGACUCAGUCCCCAGUACUGGCACGUCUUCGCCGCCAGACUUGCUUUCGUCGUUGUCUUCGAGCACGUCGUGUUCGCGCUCACGGGUAUAAUGAGCUAUGUGAUACCAGAGACGCCACGCUCGGUAGCUACGCAGCUGCAACGCGAGCGUCUCCUUGCCCAGGAGGCAAAGUACGAGAAGGGAGUGGGUGGCCGCGAGGAGGAGGACGAGGUGCUCUCGGUGUUGCGCGAGGCCGGUAUCGGUGGAUGUCGAGCUACGGGGCCACGGGCCAGCUGGGCCCGACGUUUCAGCAAGCUGAGUGACGGCCUGGAUGCUCACGUCGAGGUACCGCCGCCCCGCCAUCAGCGCCACAAUCUCAACAACAAACCCGCCGACGGGUCGACCGUCUGGGAAGUGACCUGAGGUUCCCUCAUUCGCAACACCCGCGUCCCGCCUCUUCCCCCCUGAACAUUAUCCGGAAAGCGCGAGCCUUUUGCGGCUCGUUUCCUCUCCUUACCUGUACAUACCCACGAGCGCCGAACUUCGCAAGGCCGUUUUAUCAAGUGCUAACAUUCGCCGAUUAUUUCGAUUAAGCGCUUGAGCGAAGCUGUGAUUACGUCAAUUUCGAGGCAAAAGGAAGACUACAGUGAUGGGAAACGUACUAUUGAUAGACGAUAAAUGUAUAGAAGCUGUAUUAUCGAUGUAAUUUAGUGUUGCUCGGCAGGUUUUUGUCCGGACGGCAACGAUCGAACUCGAAACAACCUAAUGUCCUAAUGAACUUUGGAAAGAGCAAUGUAUCUGACGAUUAUGGGGCUCUAUAAAUUUCCAUUCCCAAACGUUGAAAAAUUUUGUAUAUGCAGUUGAUUGUCCACCGCGCUACUUGGAUUAAACUAUUAACGUUAUUGAUUGAGAAGUA